Molecule: messenger RNA, 3745 nt
Organism: Coregonus clupeaformis (lake whitefish)
Lineage: Eukaryota; Metazoa; Chordata; Actinopteri; Salmoniformes; Salmonidae
Product: sentrin-specific protease 7
Exons: 23
Coding region: 410-3646 (1078 amino acids)
Biological process (GO): protein desumoylation
Cellular component (GO): nucleus; cytoplasm
Molecular function (GO): SUMO-specific endopeptidase activity
Source: RefSeq, a predicted model, not a curated record
CAUUGGAAAAGACAGGCUGUGGUCUAGCUUGGGUUAGUUAUAAAACAUCUUUGGUUUAAGUGCCAGCCAAAAGAUACCAUUAUUAAUUUCUCUCUAUAGGCGCUAAAGCGGCUAGAUUGUCCACUUCCGGAAACACCAGGAAAGCGUGAAAACAUCGGCAACCUGUGCAAACAACGCAAGGUGUAGCUAUUUAUGGGCGUUACAGUUAAUCAGCGAGAUGAUUUGGAGUGUACAGUAGCUGUUUACAUUUCCCUUAUCCUCGCUCUUUGGUCACGUUUGUGUAUGUUGUACUAACUCGCUGUAUUAUUGAAGCUUGUUUGCUGCAUCACCAUCCCUGCCUGGGUUGGUGACAGGAAGCCCUGGAGAAGGAGUGGCCUGAGGUCAACCCCUAAAGCACCAGAGCCUGGUCAUGAUGGACCAUAAGAGAGCACUAACCAUUUCACUGGCUGUUGACAAGGUGGAUAACUCUCAAAAGGGAAGUCCACUAAAAAUUCCCAAGACCCUUCUUUCUUCAGAGUUGAGAUGUGGGAAUGAAGAGUCACAGAUUCACUGGACCCAGAUUGCUGGAAACAGAAUCAAACUCCAAAAUUCUUGUCAGCAGAAUGGAUCCAUCUCUUUUGAUCACGGCCAGGCGGCUUUAGCCCAAGCGGCAAUGGACUGCACGCAGCUCCAGUUGGUCCUCACGGACGUUCUGAAGACGGAACAGGGGCAGGACUACCUGGACAGGAAGCGGCUUGGCAAGAUGACAGGAAUUGGAGAGUGGAAGAGAGAGUCACGGAUGGGGAGUGGGCAAAGGAGAGUGUCUCAGAGCAGGAGAAAGGGGAGGGAGGAUUGUAGAGAUUUCACAGUACACCGAAAGAGACCCCACGACCACCCCACACCCACCUCGACCCGCAAGGAGAGGAGGUCACACCACAGAGGGGGGUCAGAGGAAGACGAGGAGGUGAAGGAACUUAUAAUAGGAGAGGAAAACAGCAAGGACCAGAGAUGCAACAGUGGUGUGUCAGGGAGGCGCAGUUCACGGGAACCCCUGGAGGAGGUGACCUUUACUGAGGGGGACAGGCACCAGGAAAAGUCUUACCCACAAUCCACCAGGACUAGGAAGGCAGAUUCAGGUUCAAGCGAAUCCGCACAUGCUGAGAGGGAGAGUCAGAGAAGGGAGUCUGGGCUCUACUGUAAUGGACAGGUGAAGGAUGGAGUGGCAGAGGGCUUGACCACAGACGCCUCCAGGAGCUCCAGGGGGAGCGUGCUGCGCCUCUCCAGGGAGCCCAGAGACGAGGGAGGACUGACCCCCAAACAGCUGUGUCUGGAGGGGACGGGGGGCAGAGACACCAAUGUAGCAUCCAUAGAAGUAGAGGUGGACCCCUCAGACUUUGACGGGACCAUGAUGGUAGUCACUGUGGGGGAAGACGGGGAAGUUGCUAGCCCCUCUAACCCCAGCUGUGGAGGGGUUAAGGAGAGGAGAGGAACCCUGAGGCUGAGCCUGUCCUCCAGCCAGGAUAGGACGCCCAAACCCAGCCCUGUUGAACCAAUCCUUCUCUCCAGUGAUGAGGAGGUAGUCACCCCGUCCCACAGUUCAGUCCUUUGGCCACAGACUAGUGAGUGUGAGUCCCAGAGAAACCAUGCUCAGGGAGACAACGUGGUGGCAGAGAUGGACUUUCAGGUGGUGCCUGUGGUGGUGACAGGGUUUGGGGCCGAUUUCCCCAGCACUGAGGACUCCGAGGGUCUGGGCCUACCGUUCUCUGCCCUGCACUGUGGGGGGAUCCGAGGGGAGGCCAGCGGAAACCUCAUGAUCACAAACCAAAGAAUCAUCAUACCAAUCAAAGGCCAGGUAGAGGUGAUGGUGACUGUGGAGCGCUGUCAGCUGUGGCGGUACAGCGUCUGGGACAGGGAGGAGCUACAGGAGAGAGGGCUGGGGUGGGAGGUCAAGGAAGAGAUGGGGCAGCCUCCCCCCGCCCUCCUCCUCCUCUACGUGUCAGACGCCCAGGCAGUCGCCGUCCAAGAAGACCUGAGUGAGCUGUCAAUCAAACAGGCCUUAGAACCACCCACUGGCCAGGCCAGUCCCUUCCUCCUGCUGACUCUGCGUGCCCCUCUGGAGGGGGUGGAGGGUGCUUUACUUCGCUCCAUCCUCGACAUCAUCUGUCUCAACAAUGCCCCGCACUUCGAUGCCGCACGUCUCCGUGGCAACGCUCCCAUCAACUGGGCGGUGGACCUCCACAGUCCCCUCCUGUCAUUGGACGACAGUCUGGCGCUGAUCGGUAGAACUGGACUGGACCACCAGCUGCUCUCCCUACUGGGACAGAAGAGUGCCGAGCCUGUCAUAGAACCCGACCAGGACAGAGACACACCUGGGCCGAAUCUGGACACUGUGGAGGGAGAGUCACAGACACCACUGGAGACAGAGACAGAGGUACAGGCAGAGCUACAGACAGAGGAGGAGGAGGAGCAGAGGGAGGCAGAGAGCGUGCCCCUCACUGAGGAGAGUCCAGUCCAGCCCAGACCCGUGUACACAGUGUGUCACAGCAGAACCAGAGGCUCCUACUCCGUGUCCCUGGGCCCGAAGCCAGGCUCCAACUGGACCCGAUACAAGCACCAGGGCCCCACACACAGGUUGAUCCAGUUUCCUCCACCGCCUUCCAAAGGAGGGAUCGCCGUGACAACAGAAGAUCUGGAGUGCCUUGACAACGGCCAGUUCCUGAAUGAUGUCAUCAUCGACUUCUACCUCAAGUAUCUGCUUCUGGAGAGGGUUCCACAGGAUGUGGCUGAACGCUCUCACGUCUUCAGUAGCUUCUUCUACAAGCAGCUCACACGCCGAGACAACGCCAGUGAGGACAUUGCCAGCGUCUCAGCGCAGCAGAGGCGGCAUCAGCGGGUGAAGACGUGGACACGACAUGUGGACAUCUUCAAGAAAGACUUCCUGUUUGUGCCUGUCAAUCAGGAAGCCCACUGGUACCUGGUGGUGAUCUGCUUCCCUGGCCUGGAGGAGCCCCAGUGUGAGGAGGGGAGCAGCCCAGCCUCGCUGAGGGGAACAGGGGGAGAGAAGCCAGGCGAGGCCCAGGCUGAAGAGGAGGCCUCUGGGUCCAAAAAGCUAAAUGGCAUCAGUGAAGUCACCCCUGAAUCGACUAGCACUGACAACCAGGACAAACUGACAGUUACAGUUGUGUCAAAUAGCGUGGUACAGGGUGAAUCAGUACUCCAGCCACCUCCUGGUCCCCUGGACUGCACUGAGAAGACCUGUCACAGAGAGACCAUCUGUAAAAGACCCUGUAUUCUCCUCAUGGACUCCCUCAAGUUCUCCCUCCAUGAGCGCGUCUUCAAACUCUUACGGGAGUACCUGCAGUCGGAGUGGGAGGUGCGUCGGGGCUCUGUGCGCGAGUUCAGUUCUGAGCAGAUGAGAGGCUCCCACUGUAAGGUCCCCCUACAGGACAACAGCAGCGACUGCGGCCUCUACCUGCUGCAGUAUGUCGAGAGCUUCCUGCAGGACCCUGUGGUGCACUUUGACCUCCCCCUGUGCCUAGAACGCUGGUUCUCACGGCAACAGGUGAGGAGGAAACGAGACGAGAUCAGGGACCUGGUGCUGCACCUUUACAGACACCAGAGGGGCACGGUGGGGAGUAUAGGAAACAUGGGAAAUGUAGUCAGUUAGGGCAUGGUGGGUAGUAUUAUGGCCGGGAUGAUACCAGUAUCCCAAUAUUUUUUCCAUGGCAAAAAUGAAAACACGAAGCAGACAACUCUUUGGUCCUUU